Molecule: messenger RNA, 534 nt
Organism: Rhododendron vialii
Lineage: Eukaryota; Viridiplantae; Streptophyta; Magnoliopsida; Ericales; Ericaceae
Exons: 2
Coding region: 1-534 (177 amino acids)
Source: RefSeq, a predicted model, not a curated record
AUGAAUCCAAAUAUGAUUACGAGACAUGCUAGGGCAUUCCCUUUAAGCGACGCGUUGUGCCUGCCUUCGGGUGCUUCGAAGAAUGAGCAAGGGGCACCACACCAGCGCCCGGGUGUGGUGAUAAGUAAUACUAGGGAGCUAGUUGACACCAUACUUAGGAGGAGGAUUAGUAUAGCUUGCCUUCAGGAGACUAAGUGGGUAGGGGAGAAAGAGAGGGAGAUAGAGGACACAUGUUAUAAGCUUUACUAUACGGGUAAUGAUAGACAUAGAAAUGGGGUAGGUAUCGUAGUAGAUAAACACCUGAAAGAUUCGGUAGUUACAAUAACGAAAAAAGGAGAUCAGAUUAUUUCAGUUAAACUUGUGAUCGGAGAUAGUAUAGUUAAUAUUAUUAGUGCUUACGCACCCCAAGUAGGCUUGGAUGAUCUUAUUAAAGAGCAAUUCUGGGAGCAAAUGGAUGACGUGGUUCAAGGGAUACUUUUUGGGGAGAAGCUAUUCAUAGAAGGCGAUUUUCAAUGGUCAUGUGGGAGUGCAUAA